Mercenaria mercenaria is the source of this 729-nucleotide messenger RNA. Its product is annotated as exosome complex component CSL4-like. The transcript has 7 exons. The record is from RefSeq and is a predicted model, not a curated record. Gene Ontology annotation, cellular component: nuclear exosome (RNase complex); cytoplasm. Bases 85 to 678 code for a protein of 197 amino acids. Gene Ontology annotation, biological process: RNA processing. Gene Ontology annotation, molecular function: RNA binding. NCBI's taxonomy places the organism in Eukaryota, Metazoa, Mollusca, Bivalvia, Venerida, Veneridae.
AUUUUUUUUCUUAUAUAUAAUUUUAGUUGUUGUUUUGAUACAGACACUAGGUUGGAGUAACCUAUUAAAUUGGAAUAUUCCAAGAUGUCUGCGCCCAUGAUUUGUGUUCCAGGGCAACGUUUAUGCAGAGAAGAAGACAAACUGAAAGCAGGCAGAGGUACAUACACAAGGAACAGCUUUAUUUACUCAUCACUUGCUGGUCCAUUGACAACUACAAAAAAUGAUAACGGUGUUACCUUGGUUGAAGUUAUCAGGAAUGCAGAAGAAAAUGUUGUACCAACCGUGGAUGCACUUGUCUCGGCUAGGGUGACCAAUGUGAACCCCAGGUUCUGCAAGUGUGCCAUUAUUAAAGUCGGAAGAACAGCCUUAAAAGAUUCUUUUAGAGGGAUGAUACGGAAGGAAGAUGUCAGGGCCACAGAAAAAGAUAAGGUUGAGAUGUAUAAAUGUUUUCGGCCAGGUGAUAUUGUGAUUGCUAGAGUGAUCUCCCUUGGUGACUCUCAGUCUUAUCUUCUUACCACAGCAGAAAAUGAACUUGGAGUUGUCAUAGCAACCAGUGAAGCAGGAGCAAGCCUUGUACCAGUCAGCUGGAACAAGAUGAGAUGCCCUAAAACACUCACUGAGGAAUACAGAAAAGUUGCCAAAGUUCAACCACAGUAUAUUGAAUAUUCUGGAACGUGAUCGUUUUAUGUAUUUUGUUUUUCAUUUGUAUAUAAAAUUCCAUCAGUACCA